UCAUCACUUCUUAUCGCUAACAACAUCCUUUACAGAAAUCGACUAGUGUUCUGUUGUUUGAGCAGAAAUAGUAGCCACCAUGGCUGACGCUCAACAAUCGCACAAAGCACAUCGUGCAAGUCGAACGAAAGCGAUUGAAGAAAAGCAAAAGAAGAAACAUGAAUCAGGUUAUAAUCCAAGAGCAUUUGUUUCUUCUAAUCCAAGAACGGCUGAUAAGCAAAUCAGAAGAAAUGCAGAAAAAGAUCAACAGAGAUUGCAUGUUCCCCUUGUCAAUCGAACUACAGAAGAGGAAGCACCACCUGUUAUCGUGGCAAUCGUUGGUCCAGAAGGAGUUGGAAAGACUACUUUGAUGCGUAGUCUCAUUCGCAGAUUCAGUAAACAUACAUUAUCCGACAUCAGAGGACCGGUCACAGUUAUCAGUGGAAAGAAGAGAAGAUUGACAUUUAUCGAGUGCAAGAAUGACAUUAACAGUAUGAUCGACGUGGGAAAGAUUGCUGAUUUGGUUUUAUUGAUGAUCGAUGGAUCGUUUGGAUUUGAAAUGGAAACGAUGGAAUUCUUGAACAUUCUGCAAGCCCAUGGAUUUCCAAAAGUCAUUGGCGUACUCACUCAUUUGGAUCUCAUCAAAAAGUCGGCCGCUCUCCGUGCUACAAAGAAGCGUCUAAAGCAACGAUUCUGGACAGAAAUUUAUCAAGGCGCAAAGCUGUUCUAUCUAAGUGGGAUCAUCAACGGUAGAUACCCCGAUACGGAAAUCCAAAAUCUGUCGAGAUUUGUCAGCGUGAUGAAGUUUCGUCCUUUGAUCUUCCGCAAUGCCCAUCCGUACAUGUUGGCAGAUCGAUUGGAAGACUUGACUCCAAAGGAGGACGUACGUUUGAAUACACGCAUGGAUCGCACAAUUACCUUGUACGGCUUCUUGCGUGGUACAAAUCUACGGCAAGAUGGAAAGGUACAUAUUGCAGGAGUUGGCGAUUUUGGCAUUGAUACCAUCGAGAAGUUGAAUGACCCUUGUCCUCUACCCAAUGCCGAGAGCGAGAAAAGACGAAAGAUGAACGAUAAAGCAAAGACUAUACAUGCUCCAAUGAGUGAUGUCGGUGGCGUCAUGUUUGACAAAGAUGCAGUGUACAUCAAUGUACCAGGUCAUUACUCUAAUGAACACGGAAAAGAGUCAAAGGGAGAAGGAGAAAAGAUGGUGAUUGGAUUGCAAGAUGCACGAUCUACGUUGGAUGAACGGAUACGAGGAGGAGAUUUGCGUUUGUUUGACGAUGAAAAGAAUCCACUAAGUAUCAGUAGCUCAAGGAAGCGUCAGGCGGCCUUCGAUGACAUUGAGAAAGCACAGCUGGAUCAAGACGACGGCCUAGAGGUAGACGAUGAAGACGAAGGCGGUACGCAGGAUGACGAGGAUGAAGCAUACCGCUCAAGCCGACGAGCCUUUGGUGCAAAUCUUGCUAAUGGUGAGCAACAAGACGAAGAAGUUGCAUUUGCAGAUAGCGAUUCAGAUCUUGGCUUCGGGGAAGACGAGGAUGACGAAGAGGAAGAAUCUGACGAAGAUGACGAAGAGGCUGCUUUGAGCAGAGAGCGUGGAUUGAAGGCAGAUCUCACCGUACUUGCCAAUCGUCAAAGAAAAGCUCCUGAUCUAAUGCGUCUCAUCUAUCAUACCGAGUAUUCUCCAGAAGAUAUCUCAAAUGGAACGACGCCUGUUCAAAACGGAGUGAUUGAUGACAUUACCAAAGAGGAUGACGACGAUGAUUUCUUCAAAUUGGUCGACGAAGACGCGAACGAAGGAGACGUUGCUGAGGAUGCCGAUGCAAUGGAAGGAAGUAAACCGCUUAUCACACAGAAAGACUUGAGCGUAUGGUCUUCCGAGUCAGCACUUGACUCUAUACGGCAUCUCUUCAUCACAGGUGCUGAAGCUCAAGCUGAGGACGGCGAUGAUGGAGAAGAGCGAGCAGAUGAAGGCUUCACAGGUUUCCAAGACGAGGACGCUGAUGAGGGCGAUGAAGAAGGGCCACACGAUGACGAAGAUCAAGGAGAAGAUGCCAGGAUGAGAGCUCUGACAAAGAAAAAGGAGCUGCUCAAGAAGAAGUUUGACGAACAGUAUGACGAUCCCGACGAAGCACUGCAAGGGGAUUGGUACGAAGAGCAAAAGGCCGAGCUGACAAAACAAGCUGAUGCCAAUCGUCGCGCAUUCGAAGAUGAGGAUGAGACUACCCGUCAAUUGCUUGAAGGAUAUCGACCAGGAGCUUAUGUUCGAUUGCAAUUGACAUCCAUUCCAUGCGAGUUUGUUGACAACUUCGAUCCACAUUUCCCAAUCCUUGUGGGUGGAUUAUUAGCAUCUGAGCAAGUGAUGGGAUACAUGCAAGUACGUAUCAAGCGACAUCGUUGGCAUUCACGCAUUCUCAAGACCAAUGAUCCGCUUAUCUUUAGUAUGGGAUGGAGAAGAUUCCAAAGUGUGCCAAUCUACAGCUUGGAUGACGGUACCAGAAAUCGAAUGCUAAAGUAUACACCAGAGCACAUGCACUGUUUGGCUACCUUUUGGGCACCCGCUGCAAGACCAAAUACAGGAUUCUGUGCGUUUAACAAUCUUGAUGAAGGCGUAAGCAACUUCCGCAUCUCUGCAACGGGAACUGUUUUGGAUGUUGAUCAAGGUGCACGCGGACACAAGAUUGUCAAGAAGCUCAAAUUGACGGGGACACCUGCCAAAGUGUACAAGAAUACAGCCUUCAUCAAGGAUAUGUUCAAUAGUCGAUUAGAAGUGGCCAAAUUUGAAGGUGCAAGUAUUCGAACCGUCAGUGGUAUCAGAGGUCAAAUCAAGAAACCUUUGGCCAAACCUGAAGGUCAAUACCGUGCAACUUUUGAGGACAAGGUAUUGAUGAGUGAUAUCGUUUUCUUGCGUUGUUGGUACGCAAUCGAGCCGCGCAAGUUCUACAAUCCCAUCUUAUCCCAUCUAUCUUCUGAUCACGCUGCGCACCCUUCUAUGCGUUUGACCGGUCGUGUACGAUAUGACGAAGGUAUCAAAACACCUUUGCGCGUUGACAGCACUUACAAGACUGUCGAACAACGUCCAACGGUACGCAAGUUCAACCCUCUGCGUAUUCCUGCUUCAUUGCAAUCCAGUCUUCCUUUCUCUAGCAAAGUGAAAGAUAUGUCAAAGCAAAACAAAGAAGGUUAUCUGAAACAACGUGCAGUUGUGAUGGAUAAACAAGAGAAAGAAGCUGUCGCUCUAUUACAAGCGAUGAAAACUGUUCAAAAAGCCAGACAAACGAAGCGAGAUGAAUCAAAACGUGUUCAAAGAGAAAAGUAUUCUGCUAAACAAGCUGACGCAGAAGCACAUAAAGCUCAAAAGCGUAAAGAAAUGAUGGCAGACGUCUAUCGCGUUCAAGGACAAAAACAGGCCAAAAGACAAAAGCAAAGCGGAAGCUCUUCCUGAGGAAGGAUGUGGGAAGGUGCUGCUCUGUAUAUAUAUCCUAUUUUCCUUUCUUACCAAACAUUGUACUAUUCUCACAUGCAAUUUUUUACAUCUCUUC
This is a messenger RNA of Meira miltonrushii, 3521 nucleotides long. RefSeq names its product DUF663-domain-containing protein. Gene Ontology annotation, molecular function: GTP binding; U3 snoRNA binding; GTPase activity. The record is from RefSeq and is a predicted model, not a curated record. The coding region runs from base 80 to 3424 and encodes 1114 amino acids. The transcript has a single exon. Lineage: Eukaryota; Fungi; Basidiomycota; Exobasidiomycetes; Exobasidiales; Brachybasidiaceae. Gene Ontology annotation, biological process: maturation of SSU-rRNA from tricistronic rRNA transcript (SSU-rRNA, 5.8S rRNA, LSU-rRNA); ribosome biogenesis; endonucleolytic cleavage of tricistronic rRNA transcript (SSU-rRNA, 5.8S rRNA, LSU-rRNA). Gene Ontology annotation, cellular component: 90S preribosome; nucleus.